Messenger RNA from Tachysurus vachellii, 1275 nucleotides. It is a transcript of the gene cxcl32b.1, whose product is annotated as chemokine (C-X-C motif) ligand 32b, duplicate 1. Gene Ontology annotation, molecular function: chemokine activity; CCR chemokine receptor binding. The record is from RefSeq and is a predicted model, not a curated record. NCBI's taxonomy places the organism in Eukaryota, Metazoa, Chordata, Actinopteri, Siluriformes, Bagridae. The transcript is spliced from 5 exons. The coding region runs from base 93 to 719 and encodes 208 amino acids. Gene Ontology annotation, biological process: chemokine-mediated signaling pathway; positive regulation of ERK1 and ERK2 cascade; inflammatory response. Gene Ontology annotation, cellular component: extracellular region.
UCUGAAGCAUUUUUUCCUGUCCCCUUGAUGUAUAAAUUAAUACUCGGUGGUCUUUAUUGAGUCUCACUGAUCGGUCUGGUACGGGUGAAGAGAUGAGAACUGCACUGUUGUGUCUGUUUGCUGUGCUGCUCACAGCCACCGUCUGCCAAUCACUUAAUCCAUGUGUCUGCAUCAAGAUAUCAAGUAAAAUUGUUCCUGUUCAGAGAACAAAAAGUUACUAUCUGCAGAAAUCAGGCCUCUGUGACAUCACAGCUGCCGUGCUCACAACGGUGAAAGGACGUACGGUCUGUGCAGAUCCAAAUAAGCCUUGGGUUAUUAAAGCCAUGCAGUUUGUAGAUGACAAAAGGAGGACUGUUUCUACUACAGCAAGUGCCAUGUCUACUGCUUCUGAGCCCACAGUGAUUACAACAGCAAUGACUUGGAGCAGUGUUUGCUGCUUGAAAAACAAUCCUUCAAUUAAUGGACUACACGUGAAACAUGUUGUGGAUUGUAAAGUCCAGAAAGCAGGACAUUGCCCCUUUGAUGCAAUCAUUAUCAAGACGCAUAAAGGCCGGACGCUGUGCUAUGAUUCGACGGCAGAUUGGGUUACUAAACAUGUUGUUAUGAAGGGAACCGACUCUUGUGAAAUCCAAAAAAGGAAACCAAAGGACAAAAAGGCAGGGAGGGGAGGGAAAAGGGGAAAGAGGAAACAAAAACAGGGGAUAGGAAAUAUAAACUAGAUGUUGCUGACAAUCAUCUGAAUAGGUUGAUCUGUGGCCUUUUAAAAUAUUGGACUAUACUACUAAGUUUGACCUGCCAAAGCUUAUUUAGUUAAAUGUUAAUUUUAAAAAUUAAUAUCACUUUUUUAUUUUUUUACUCAUCUGUUUAUAUGUAGUCCUUUAUGUCUUAUGACAUUUUUUCUCUAUAUUCUCUAUAUAGAUCAUGUAGUUCAUGUAUGUAAUGUAAUGUUUUUUCUUUUUGGAUCUUUGACUAAUAUAUAAAUAUGUUAUUCCUAAUUGUAUAUUUAAAUAUAAAUCAUAUAUUUUAUGUUAGGUUGAAUGAAUUGUUAAAUUUUUAUGAUGACAUUUUUUUUAUAAUAUAAUUUUUUUGCUUUUAUCAAUUUGAUUAGGACAACAUAAUUGACACAAUAUGAAUUGUCUUGAUGCGGAAAAUGCAGAUUUCCUUUUUACCCUUUUAAUGGUGAUUAUUCACACUUAUAAGACUUGAAUUUUUUCCUCUUUCUUAUGUAAAAAAUGUUGUUUUUAUGUGCAGACAUAAAAUAUUAAAAUAACCCCA